Messenger RNA from Apiotrichum porosum, 1755 nucleotides. RefSeq lists its product as uncharacterized. Lineage: Eukaryota; Fungi; Basidiomycota; Tremellomycetes; Trichosporonales; Trichosporonaceae. The record is from RefSeq and is a predicted model, not a curated record. Bases 1 to 1755 code for a protein of 584 amino acids. The transcript has a single exon. Gene Ontology annotation, molecular function: proline dehydrogenase activity; FAD binding. Gene Ontology annotation, cellular component: mitochondrion.
AUGCUCCUUCGCCCUUCACUCCGUGUUGGCGCCCUGGGCGCCCGCUCUCUUCCACGCCGCCCCGUCGUGCGCUCCAUCUCCACCACGGCUGACGCGAGCUCUGCUCCACCUCGCUCCUCGCGCCUGGGACUCCUGGCCCUCGUUCCCGUCGCUCUCGCAGGCGCCGUUCUCGUGUCCCCCAGCUCCGACCCCGAGCCCCAGACCAACAUCGCCGCCCUCCCUACAUCUGCCCUCCUCCGCUCAUACUUUGUGUACACGGCAUGCUCAUGGCCUCGUCUCAUUGACGCCGCCCCGGGUCUCCUUCACGCAUUCACCCACUCGCCCGCCCCAGGACUCAAGGCUAUCACCGAGGCGGUGGUGCGGCGCACCUUCUUUGCCCAGUUUGUUGCUGGCGAGGACCUGCCCGAGUGUAUCAACGCCAUGAACGACCUGCACGCGCAGAACAUUGGCGGUGUCCUCAACUACUCUGCCGAAUCCGAGGCCGGUGACGGUCUGGCGGAGGCACACCAUGCCGCGCAGGCUCACAACUGGGCUGAGUGCGAGUCGGCCAUCGAGGCACUGGGAGAGUUUGAGCGCCACUUGUCGCUCACCGGUGGCUUCACUGGAACCUCGUCCUUUGCUAUCAAGCUGUCCGGCUUGAUCGACCCCGACAUCCUCGAGCGCGCCAGUACCACCAUUUGCCGAAUCCGACCCUUGUCAAAGUCGUCCGAGGUUGUGAUUGAUGGUCUCCCGGCGCCCUUCCCGGGUGUGCCCCAGGAGUCAGACGGCAUGGUCAUCGACCCUGCCGAGUCUCGUCUCGCAUCUCUGCCUUCAGUUGGUGGCGCAUUUGAGCCCCUCGGCAUUCUCGCUGCCGACCCCGGUGUCUCUGACUCGGACCUCGAGGCUCUCCACGGCCUCUGGACCAAGAUGCGCACCUUGUCUGGCCGCGCAGCCGACCUCGGCGUCAAGCUCAUGAUCGAUGCGGAGCUCGCCCCGACCCAGCCGGCCCUCGACGCUUUCACUCUGUUGCUGUCGAUGGAGUUUAACAAGCCCGUCGCUGGCAAGUCGUUCAACGGCCCUGUCAUCUUUGGCACGUACCAGUCCUACCUCCGUCGUGCACCAUACCUCCUCGACGCCGCCAUCCGCCACUCGGAGGACAACGGCUACGCCCUGGGCAUCAAGCUCGUCCGUGGCGCGUACUUUGUUCGCGAGCGCGAGAAGUGGCGCGUCGAGGGCCGUGCCGGUGCCGACCCCAUCUGGCCCGACAAGCCGGCGACCGACAAGGCCUACAACGACUCUGUCCAGAAGAUUACCUCUACCCUCGCGCGUCAACUGGACGGCCACCACCCCGAGCUCGCCCUUUCCGCCGUGUUCGCUACCCACAACCCCGAGUCGGUCGAGCUCGUCCUUGCUUCUAUGGAGAAGGAUGGCCUGACUGUGCGCGGCCCAUCGUCCAAGCUUCGUCUCCGUGAUGGCCUCAAUUCGCGGGUCUUCAUCGCGCAGCUCUACGGCAUGCGCGACGACAUUACCGACCGCGUCGCCGAGGCGUUCGAGCCCGGACCUCCCAUUGCCCUCAAGUACAUUGCGUACGGCAAGCUCCAGGAGGUGCUCCCCUUCCUUGCGCGCAGGGCAAUUGAGAACAAGAGUGUCAUGGCCGGCGAGGGCGGUGCGGCCGUCGAGAAGAAGAGGGUCAGCGACGAGCUGUGGAGGCGGUUUGGCUGGAAGAGCGCGCCCACCCAGUCGGCGCCACCCGCGCAGGUUGCCGCGGCUGCUUGA